AUGUUAUUAGAAAUUCCAUUACAUAUAUUAGAAUUGAUUUUAACUAGUUUAACAUUUUAAGAAUUAAAAAGAAUAUAAUGGAUUGAUAAGUUUUUUGCCACUUAUAUUCCAAAUAUUAUUCUUAAGACAAAAUAAUAAAUAAGCAUAUCUAUUUUUGAUUCAAACAAAUCCUUAAACUUAGAUAAGUGGUUAAAAUUAGAAAAAAUAUAUUUUAUCAUAACUACUACAAAUCUUCAUGAAAUAAAACCUAUUUUAUAAUAGAUUCCUAAAUCAAUUAAAAAAAUGAAGAUCCAAAUUAAUUAUGACUUAAUUAUUUAGGAAAAGUUCUAUUCAUAUAUUUCCAAAUAUAAUUCACAAUUAUGUGCUUUGAAAUUGAUUGCCACAGGUCCUAAUAUCAUUUAAACGUAGUAGAAGUAAAUUUAAUUAUAUAAUUACUUUAGAAUAGAUGCAAAAUUAUUACAUAAUCACUUUUAUGUUAAAAUGAAGAAUCUUAAAACAUUUCAAUUUGAUACAACAAGUAUGAGUAAGAUUACAAAUGAUUCUAUCUAAAAUUAUCUCUUUUAUGCAUUAUUUUAUAAAGAUGAAUAGUCUCAAAGACAACCAACAAUUGAAAAAAUAACAUUUGAUCAAUUAACAGAUACAAAUUAAUUGGAAAGAGGUUUUAUAUUGUAGAAUAAUUUCUAAAUAAACACAACAAUCAAAAAAAUUAGUUUGAAAUAAUUUGAUUAACCUUAAUAGAUGAAUCUAUUGAUUAAUCUUACUAAGUUAACUAAUUUGUUUGGAGAUUAAGUUUAAUCAAUUAAAUUGUGUUAACAUUUAAAUAUUCAUACGAUAAUUGAAGGUGAUAAGAUGACUGCCUUUUUGAAAUAUUUUAAUAAUUUAAAAGUGUUUUCAUUGAAUAUGUAAAAUAAUCAAUCAUGUUAUAAUAGAUACAAUAUCUCAUUUGAAAUAUAGAAUUUUGAAUUAGAUGAAUUAGCCUCACUUAAUUUAACAUCUCUUGGAUUGGCAAGCUUGAAGUAUCAUUAAUCUCAUUUUGCAUCAUUGUUUUCACUACUUCCAAAUAUAACAAUGUUGAAUUUGGAUUUUACAUCUAUUGAUGAUGAAUGUCUCAAUAUAUUAGGUUUAAAUUGAAUAUUACUAAUCUAUAGGAUAAUUACAAAAUUAUACUUAAUUAAAGAUAAGAGGAUGUAGAAAAUUAACUAAUAGUUCUCUGUUGCCAUUUUUAUUAAGAUAAAGAAAUUUAACACAACUAGAUAUCAGAGGAGUGUUAGGGUUUAGUAAAAAGGCUUUUAGAUUAUUAACUAAGAAUAACACUUUGGAAUAAUUAAGUAUAUCAGUAAAUUUAUUAUUAUUAAAAGUUAGGAUAAUAAAAUAAAUAAUAUUGUGUUGAUAGAUCUUCUUAAUAAAAAUUUUGGAACUUUGAGACAUUUAAAUAUUGGGGAACUUAUGAAUAAUCAAGGUUUAACAAAUGAUGUAUUUAAAUAAGCAAGAGUAAGGUAUUUAGAUUAAAUAAAAUAUUUAGGAAUGUUUGUUUAUUAAACAUGUAAUCUGCAUCAGUUAAAUUUACUGCUCAAAAUUUUUCAAUAAAAGUAGUAUCAGAUUUUCUGUAUUUGAUUCCAAAUAUCUAGGUUUUGUGUUUGAAAAUAAAUGUUUAGAAUAUUAUCUUUUUGAUAGAUUAGAUUUUAGAGUAAUUUAUUUUAUUUGAUUUCUUAGACAUAAUUCUAUCUGUAAUAGUUUAUAGAAACUCACACUUUCCUGUAAUGGUUAUUCACAUUUGAAUGUCAGUUAAAGAGAAAUAUUAAUAUUUUAGUCAUUUCGAGAUAAAGCUAUAAGAUUAGACACUUUGACUUUAAAUGUGAGUGAUGGAGGAAAUGAAGUAGGCAAAAUAUUUUUAAACUGUAUAUUAAAAAAAACUUAAGGACAUGAUAUCAGAUUGGUUUUGCCAUAAUAAAAUGUUUAAUACAUAAUCUGA
Molecule: messenger RNA, 1972 nt
Organism: Paramecium sonneborni
Lineage: Eukaryota; Ciliophora; Oligohymenophorea; Peniculida; Parameciidae
Source: the annotation of a GenBank genome assembly